Messenger RNA from Ficedula albicollis (Collared flycatcher), 2376 nucleotides. Its product is annotated as nascent polypeptide-associated complex subunit alpha, muscle-specific form-like. The coding region runs from base 1 to 2376 and encodes 791 amino acids. Gene Ontology annotation, molecular function: DNA-binding transcription factor activity, RNA polymerase II-specific; RNA polymerase II cis-regulatory region sequence-specific DNA binding. The transcript has 11 exons. NCBI's taxonomy places the organism in Eukaryota, Metazoa, Chordata, Aves, Passeriformes, Muscicapidae. The record is from RefSeq and is a predicted model, not a curated record. Gene Ontology annotation, biological process: type I interferon-mediated signaling pathway; regulation of transcription by RNA polymerase II; regulation of cell population proliferation.
AUGCUCCCGGCGGGGGAGCGGGAAGCGCACCGGGUGCUGGAGUGGGUGCCGGGAGUCAGCGUCUUCUACAACCUGGGCACCAGCGUCUACUUCGCCUUCCAGGGCUGCAAAGCCACGGCGUCCACGCGGGCGCUGGAGGCCGCCGAGGAUUUGGGCUACGCCGGGCUGGCGGCGCUCACCGGGGGCCUGGGGGGCCCGGUGGCCAUGGGGGUGCAGAUGGGGCUGCAGCCGGGCAUCAAGGCGGGUGUGAGGGCGCUCAUCGGGUACUUCACCUCGGCCGGGGAGCCUUCGCCGGUGCCCACUGCCCACAGCGAGGGCGCUCAUCGGAAAGUGACCUACGAGAGGGACCCGCUGGUGGCAGAGACCCCCCUGCUGGAGCAGCGGCUGCAGGAGCAGCUCACGCACCUGCUGAAGAGGUCUCUGGCUUAUUCCAUGAUUUUUAAGAAGUGGGGGCAGCACAGGGAGGGCAGGGGGUCUCGGGGCAGCCCUGACCCGCCGUUUUCCCGCAGCGCCUUCACCACCACGCUGCCCUUCGUCAUCAUCUCCAACAACAACCAGUUCUCCAGCGCCUGGGCCUCCAUCCUCUGGUUCAACAUGCUCAGCUCUGACCCCAAGCCCAAUGUCCCCUCGUUGGGCUUCGUGAGCCGCAAGCAGGAGAAGAAGCUGCUCAAGUCCAAGCGCACGGGGACGUUCCUGCUGCGCUUCAGCGAGAGCGUCCUGGGCGGGGUCACCUUCACCUGGGUGGAGCACCACGAGAAAGGAUCCCCCACUUUCCACGCCGUGGAUCCCUACACGGCCUCGGAGCUGGUGUCGCUGGCGCUGCCCGACAUCAUCCGCGACUACCAGAUGAUGGUGGAGGAGAACAUUCCAGAAAACCCCCUCAAGUUCCUGUACCCCAACACCGCCCGGGACGAGGCCUUCGGGCCCUACUACAGCCAGAGGCAGGAGGGGACCCUGAGUGACUCCCAGAAAUACCUGAACCGGCGCCUGAUCCGCGUCUCCUCCAGGCAGCCCAGCAAGUGGCAAACAGAAGAGGAGCUGGUGGUAGCCACGGAGAACCUGGAGACGCUGCAGCUGCAGCCCGGAGGGCAGGGGACACAGCAGGCUGGUGGCCUGGCACUGCCACAGCCCCAGAGCUCGGGGACACCGCAGGGCACCCCUGGGAGCCUGGGGACCCUUCAGGGGGUGGCCACGAGCCCAGGGACACUGCAGGUCACCCCUGGGAGCCUGGGGACCCUUCAGGGGGUGGCCACGAGCCCAGGCACACUGCAGGUGAUGGCCACAAGCCCAGGGGUGCCACAGGUCACCCCUGGUAGCCUGGGGACCCUUCAGGGGGUGGCCACAAGCCCAGGGACCCUGCAGGUGAUGGCCACAAGCCCAGGGUUGCCACAGGUCACCCCUGGGAGCCUGGGGACCCUUCAGGGAGUGGCCAGUAGGCUGGGUAUAGCACAGGUGGUAGCCACAAGCCCAGAGACACUGCAGGUCACCCCUGGGAUCCUGGGGACACCACAGGUGACAGCCACAAGCCCGGGGACCCUGCAGCCCACGGGCUUGGGGCUGCUGCAAGCACAGCCCCAAAACCUGGAGCCACCACGGGUGGCAUCAGGGGCCCCCAACAUCCAGGGGACGCUGCAGGUGGCCCCAGGGGCUGUGGGGACCGUGCAGGUGCUGCCUGCGGGGCUGGGGGUGCUGCAGGUGGGGUCAGGGGACUUGGGGACACUGCAGGGGCAGCAGGGGACACGGCACCCCGGGACCCCCCGGCUCUCGUGGGAGUCCUCGGCAUUGCUGGGACCCUUCUGGGACCCCCAAACGUAUUCUCAGUAUCCUCGGGACCCCCAGGGGCAUCCCCAGCAUCCCUGGGACACUUCUGGGACCCCCAAACAGAUCCUCAGCAUCCCUGAGACCCUCAGAUAUCCCAAGAUCCCCAGGGGCAUCCCCAGCAUCUCUGGGACCGUUCUGGGACCCCCAAGCAGAUCCUCGGCAUCCCUGGGACCCUUCUGGGACCCCCAGGUUCAUCCUCAGCAUCUCUGGAACCCCCUCAGAUAUCCCUGGACCCCCCAGGGGUAUCCCUCGCCCUUCCUGGGACCCCCAGGCACUCCCGGAAUCCCCAGGGGCAUCCCCCAGCAUCCCUGGGACCCAUCUGGGACCCCCAAACGUAUCCACAGCCUCUCUGGGACCCCCAGACAUCCCCGGGACCCCCGGAUUCAUCCUCAGCAUCUCUGGGACCCCCGGACAUCCCCGGGACCCCCAGGCCUAUCCCCCAGCAUCCCUGGGAACUCCAGGCACAUUCCACAACAUCCCCGGGACCCCCGGGCACCCCUGGAACCCCUUGGGCUCCCCCCAGACUCAUCUGGGAACCCCAAGCACAUCCCAUAG